Phaeoacremonium minimum UCRPA7 is the source of this 1551-nucleotide messenger RNA. RefSeq names its product putative 26s proteasome regulatory subunit-like protein. The record is from RefSeq and is a predicted model, not a curated record. Gene Ontology annotation, cellular component: nucleus. Bases 1 to 1551 code for a protein of 516 amino acids. Lineage: Eukaryota; Fungi; Ascomycota; Sordariomycetes; Togniniales; Togniniaceae. The transcript has a single exon. Gene Ontology annotation, biological process: regulation of transcription by RNA polymerase II.
AUGCCGACACAUGAUGACUCUUACUAUCAGUUGUCUAAGACGCUCAACCCAAGCGGCCAUGAUAACUUCUACUCCCACUACCCCAACUACAGUGCAGAUUCCGCCUCCGCUGCGGCUUACGGCAACUUGAUGGCAUCUCACAGGCAAAAGGCCGACCGAGGUCUAUUACCGCCAGCAGACUAUCCCAUUGGGCCUAACCGAUCCCGACCCGUGUCGGUGGCGAGCUCGAUUGCCAGUGACUCACCUGCCACGCCAUCCAUGGGGGAGCCUGAAGAUGACAGGAGGCGAAAGACUGGUGAGGACCCCGAGAUAAUAGACUGUCCUGCGGACACUUACUCACUAUUUUUCGAUGAUGCAGCUUUCAGUGCCGUUCCCAAACUGGACCGCACAAUGACGGACAUCUACAGUGACGAACUGUUCAAUCCGAACUUCACAAUCACCUCUGCCUCUCCAUCCCAGCAGGCACAUAUUUCCGUCUCGCCAAGUAACGAGGUGUUCGCUCAGAGACUUCAUGCUGCAAACAAUCAGCAUUUGAGCGCGCACUCCCCCGUGUCAUCCACUCCCCGAGAUAGAUCCCCGUUUCGUCAGGGCUCACCAUUAGCGCCAGCCCCAAGCCACGACUUUGGGGGUGCCGGACGUAUGGGAUUCGCGUCAGCCCAGCAGAUGCGCGAGCAGAGGAAGGCAGAACAUGACGCUGAGGUUCUACGGCAACAGAUCGGCCAUGCCACCGAUGCCGGAACACCUCAGACCAUAUCUCCGAAGGACGCCAUUCUCGAGUUUCACGAGCAGGACGGUGAGAACAACUUCCCACUAUUCCCGGCGCAGGAUUCGACUGGAUUCGACAGCGACCACCUCGCCAAGGCAGCAGCAGCCACUGCGGUACAGGCAAACUCCCAGUUCAACGACAUGUCUCUUGGAGGUGCACCUUUCAACAAUUAUCUGCAGUCCCAGUUGCCUACAGGUCUCCAAAUCCCUCAGCAUUAUCCAUUUGUCGCCCAGCCGAGACAGCAGAGCAGCAGUGCCUCGAUGGGCAGCACCUCCAUGGGUGUCCCAUCGCGUGUGAGCUCGGCGGACUCCGCAACACCGGACUCAAUGCUUUCUGCCAGUCCGCAACGGCCGGCUGGGACGAGUGCUGAUGGUGGCACCUACACUUGCACAUACCAUGGUUGUACUCUCCGCUUCGAGACACCGGCACUACUUCAGAAGCACAAGCGUGAGGGACAUCGUCAAACGCAUGGUCUCAAUCCAGUACGGAGGGUUGAUACUGGCAUGACAUCUAGCCUACUCAACAGCCAGGCGGGACCGCACCGCUGUGAUCGUAUCAACCCUAGUACCGGCAAGCCUUGCAACACGGUAUUUUCACGACCGUACGAUCUUACUCGUCACGAGGAUACGAUUCACAAUGCACGCAAGCAAAAGGUUCGAUGCGAUCUAUGCACUGAAGAGAAGACAUUCAGCCGUGCCGAUGCUCUCACGCGGCAUUACCGCGUUUGCCACCCAGACGUUGAGUUCCCUGGCAAGCACCGGAGACGGGGGCCUUCUAGCGGGUAA